Messenger RNA from Penicillium macrosclerotiorum, 906 nucleotides. RefSeq lists its product as uncharacterized. The transcript has 2 exons. The coding region runs from base 1 to 906 and encodes 301 amino acids. The record is from RefSeq and is a predicted model, not a curated record. Lineage: Eukaryota; Fungi; Ascomycota; Eurotiomycetes; Eurotiales; Aspergillaceae.
AUGGCGAACAUGGAUGCGGCCACCCAUGGAAACCCGAAUGAGGUCGCAAUGGGCAGGACACAGGCGACAUUGAAUCAGGAACAGCCGGAGCAAUCGCAGCAGGCUGUUACCCCAGGAAAUGAUGGCAUUCUUUCGGAUGCGCCAGCGGGAUCUGGAUCUCGAAGUCCGGCGAAGAAGACCGCCUUCAACUUCCUUGACCUUUUGACAUCCCCGAGCGUUGAGAUUGUCGUCGGUCAAGGUGACAACGAAACGAUUCUCAACGCUCACCAAAACCUUCUGCUGGACUCACCAUAUCUCGCCAAAUUCAUAUACAAGUUUGAGGACUCUUCUCCAGUAAGAUUCCUGCUCGUCUUCUGUUGCUUGCUCUCGAAGACUGACCCCGUUUUCCAGCAUCGCAUCAACCUUCCCGAUGAAGAUGUCGAGGCGUUCGUAUCCUUCCUUGAGUUCCAGUACACGCGUGACUACACUGUUAAAAAGCAAGACAGACCCUCCGGGUCGGAGGUACCCGAGGGCGACUUCGAUCAGAGUGGCGAAGAGUUGCUGCAGCAUGAGCGCAUUUACACACUGGCAGAAACAUUGCGCAUGCCAGCCUUGAAGAGCCUGGUGCAUACUAAGAUCCACCACAUCAAGGACACCCCCAAGGGCGAGUUGGCAUACGCCAGAUAUGUCUACGCCCAUACCACAAAAGAUGAAAUUGCCAUUCGGAAGCCUGUUGCCUCAUACUGGGCUUCGCGAGGCCAUAUCCUACAUGAGAUCCAAAAGGAUUGGGCCAAACUGUGUCAUGAAGUACCGGAAUUUACAUUUGAUGUUUUGACAAUGUUGAUGGAUCGGAGGGAGAAGCCUGGCCAGUCGGAGACAGAAUCAAGUCCAAGGGGACGGAAACGUCUGAGAGCAGCCGACAAGUAA